GUAUGUAAAGUACAUAGUUUUGUUUCGAACAAAAAUGAGGUUUGUUAUCUUCGCGAUUUUUAUUAUUAUCGUUGACUGCAACUUUCGACUUUUAAAAAUAAAUGUCAAAAAAAAUAAAAUCCAUGAACAUGCCUCAUGUGAUGUGGCUUGAGUUUAAAUAAAAAUAAGAAAAAAUAUAAAAAAAUAAGCAAAAAAAUAGAAUUGAGAGAAAUAAUUUAUGUAAGCACCAAAAAGAUAUACUUUAAAAACGCUAAAAAACGGUUCAGUCUUCUCACGCGCAUAAUGGCGGAGAAAAGCAAGAGAGUUACUGCAGCUGCCGGAGACGCGCCACCAGAUAAGAAAGAAGACAGGAAAGAAGAUAGAAAAGAUGAAAAGAGGGAGGAAAAGAAAAAAGAAGAUAAAGGCAAGAAGGGCGUGCCAGAGGAAAUGUUGGCGGCAGAAGAAGAAACUCCCACUAAGACGCCUUCACAAAUCGCUAGAGAGGAAGCGGAGUACAGAGCAAUGAUGAGAAAACAGCGCUUCAAGCGCCGUUGGCCGGAGAUCUCUAAAGUUAAGAUCAGGACGAGACCAUGGCACCCCCCGCCACCGCCGCAGAAGAUGCCUCCAAUCGCGAUAGAGCUGCCGGAAAUGAAGACCAAGACCUGGGUUCCACCAUACCUGAGGAGGAGAAGACGGCGAAUGAAGUUACAGAGAAUACCUCCUGAAGAACUGACGCAGCCUCUUUACGAAUAUGCCAAGUUAAACAAGAUUUGGCACAACUUCUACAAAGUCGAUACGAACAAGAUGAUGCUGCAGGGGAGCAUAUCCUGCAACAACAAGAAAUACUCGUCUAAUGCUUGCGGAGCUCAAACAGGCUGCAUAGCAGUCAUGUGCCGUGCUCUUCUAGAAGAGAAGACUCCAGCACAACUCACCAGGCGGGAUGUGGACGAGUUAAUUCUAGCGGGAGACAGAUAUUACCACCAGUGUUUGCUCGGAAUGAAGUGUUAUAAAGGAAAACCGGCACUCCAACUCAAUCAGCUUUUAACAUCCUUCUUCCUCCACGAUACCAAAUACACAGUGAAAAUGCUGGAAGUAGACAGAGGACUUUUGGCCAAACACCCUGAUAACAUCCAAGCGGAUGUGGACCUUAUGACCCUCAUGGAAAAGCGCAUGGGCCAAACCUACAUGAUGAUAUUAACGAUCGGUGGCACAAAGCACUUCCUUAUUUGGGGCCAUCCGCCGUCGCCAGAAAGUGGGUCUGCUGUUAAAACAGUAUGCUACAUCUUUGAUCCGCACGCCCUGAAUGAGAUUGGAAAUCCAGAUCCUCUCAAUGGUGCUGGUGCCUUUAUUCGUUAUGCUGGCAUCUCUUCCUUCGUGCUGGACUUUUUGGCCAACUAUGGAGACUUGGAUGCGGCCAAGAAGGGGAAACCGAAACCUUCCAUCACCUUGACUAAUAUUGACGUGGUCCAGAAAGAGCCCUUGAUUAGGGAACCUAACUACGAGUUGGAUCUGAAGGCUUUGAAAGUCCACUGCAGAAGCGAGUGGGAUAGCUUGAACGUGAACGCUCUCAUGGAAAAGAAGAUUAAAGAGGGUAAAUACCCUUUAGCGUCACUGAGUGCUGUCAGCCUGGCCACAUCUAGAGCUACAUCCAGAAGGAAAGUGAGAGAAUUCUACCAGAAGACUCCUAAAGAACCUCUCCCACAAUUACCGAUGGCACCAGAAAAAGCACCCCCAGCUCCCACUUUGGACCAGAUUAUGGCUUUGCGAGGCGAAGACUUCUUCCUGUUUUGUCCCAGAAGCGACGGCCAUAAUUACGGGAGGGACGAUAUGAUUCCACGCCCCAAGUCGGAGACAAUCCUCCACAGUCCAGUGGACAUCGCCAACAAGAACUACCACUCGCAAUUUCAGCAGUUGGACGUUGAGAAGUGGAUAUUGAGGGGAACAAGGCAUAUGGCCAGUUACAGGUACCAAAUCUUCAAGACGUUCACUAGUGUACCGUGCUGUGUCGCUGCUUUCGCAACUCUCCGUCGAUUACGAGCCAGAGCUUGGAACGAAGACACCAUAGACGAAACACUGGACGUCGGAUAUAACAUAUAUCGAGAAUCGUUAGUGGAACGUGGUGGACCCAUCAGAAGACUAGUGCUCGGAGAACUGAAGGAGACAUUCAGGAUGAGGGACGUGGAAUACAAGCAUAAGGAACGCGGUAUAGCCGUUUGGGGUAAACUAGUAUCAAACAAUCCUAAAGUCCUGGACUUGUGUCGAGGUAUUGAAACGUUCUUCAAGGAAGCAGACUCUGGAGUGUUACAGAUUCCUGGUGAAUAUGAAACGGCCAUUUGGAAUGAGGGUGGCAGGUAUUACAUCUACCACCCGUGGCCCGCAGACCGGUAUGGAUACAAGGUUGGUCUCCAAGACGGUGGUAAAGCUUGCCUGCUCUAUUUCACUCGCGUGUCCCGCCUCUGUGAACACUUCAUGGACAGCGUUCCGGACUUGAAGAGGAAACCUUUCAGCAUAUCCGAUGUUCAAGUCUUCGAGCAGAAGGAGCUGCCUGAACCAGUCAAUAAGUUGAAACCUGUGGCACCAAACCGCUGGAUAAUACGCGGCAGUUUUCACGAGGGCGACGAGAGAUUCCCAGAAGAGCACAGAAACAGACAAGCCACACCUGCCUCCAUAGCCGCCAUAGCUAUGGCCCAUAUUGUAGACCCUGCUGAUUGGACCGCUGAAGAAGUUGAUGAGGUCCUAAUCCGAGGGGACAUACUCUACCAAAACACCAUGGAACACCUAGAAAAAAUGGGCAUUAGCUUAGACUCCCCCAAGAUCGAAGAAGAAGCCGGUGAAGAGGAGUACCAGUCUUCAGGGGGUGGAGUACUGGCUGCAGCCGAUGUGCUGAACAGAUUCAAGAUAUCCGACUACGAUUGUAUCGAGACGGAGGUUAUGGAUAGCACUUUGAAUGGUCAUCUAAACCCAGAACCAGGUUCUGGCCAGACCUCGCUAAAGGAUUCCUUGAACCAUCUCUUCAAGGAGUAUUCUCACGCUGUGUUCACUGCUAGAGGAGCUUCGAACGCUAUAUGGAAGCAAGACGAACACUUGUACUACUACGACCCGCAUGGAUGUGAUGAGAACGGUAAUCCAUCAGAAGAACCUCUUUCUGCCGCUUGCCUUGUCCGAAUCAAGGGUGGAGUAGACGAGCUAGCUAAAGUUAUCCUCGGUAACUUACCACCUGGUGCCGACGAUAGCUUCAACAUAUCCCCCGUUUGUAUCACCGCUAGCAAACUGAACGCUGAGAUCGGAGCUCCGGAGACUAAGCUUGAGAGCAAAGCAUUCCAAUGGAUAAAUAAAGGCACAGCCGCCAUAAUGAUGGGUCCUCGCGCUGAAAACACUGCGAUCGGAAAGGCGGCCACUAAAAUCGGUGUUGGGGACCAUGACAAAGCGGGCCGCACAUUAGCCUUACCCUCUGCCGCUGCUUUUGUGGCCGCGUCCGAAUCUGUACCACCGCCUCAUAUGCAUCAAGACCAUAUGUAUAACUUUCUAGAUGCCGGUGCAGAUUACUACAUAAACCAUUUGAAGAAGACUGGUCGCAAGGACAUUCAACCGGAAGACUUGACCGAGAAGUUUGAAAUGGGAGCAAACACAUUCUCCAUAGAAUUGGGAGAACCUAUAAAAUUGCCGUUGAGGCUGCCUGAUGAACCGGCCGGUGAAGGUGAAGAGGAAGCUGGCGAAAAAGAAAUAGGCGAGAUGGAAGAAGAAGAAAAGGAAGAACCGAUGAAACAGAUAAAAGAUGCUCUCUUCAAAAUGUGGUACGACGAGACCAAACCGACUUCAGUAUCUCUCCUUGUCGGAGAUUAUCAUCAGAUGGGAGUGUGGAUGGCAGCAGGGGGGAAAGUUGUAGCUUUUGAUCCAGCACCGAUAGUGGCUAAAGGAAUGCUUACAGUUCAAAGGAUUCAGAAAGGUGAUGAGAUUCGUCUCCAAAGGCUCAAAGACGAGAUGACCGGAGAAGGGGCAGGCGAUGAAGAGGAGGAAGAAGACGAAGAAUUAGGAGAAGGCGAAGAGAAGCCGGAACCGGAACCAAUGCCGGUGCCUCCGGACUCGUGUCCCGCGCUCAUGGUGUUCGCUAGCCCGGGCGAGUUCAUCGACAAACUGGCUCGCCAAGGCCCGUUAGACAAUAAGCAGUGCCUCGCGCCAUACAAGCUGUACCCAGUGAAGGUGGUCAACGAGCUGACGUCAGUUCUGAAGGACAGGAAGCCUACUGCCGCCAGGAGUGGCGAGGGUGAUGAAGGUGCUGGUGAUGAAGAAGAAUCGGAAGCCCUCGUCGAAGCUUUAGAUGAAAACGCAUUCGGUCCACACUAUACGCGAUUGAGUCGAGGCGUGGCUUCCCUACGAGGAAACGUGGCUCAAGGGGAGAACUAUUUUAUGGACCAACCGAAUAGGGACCAUCAAGACGCAGCAAACUCAGUUAUGGGCAUAGUGGUAGACAGCAUAGAACCGUACACCUUCUGGAAGGCGGAGUUGAUCGAUGCCGUACUCAAGUACGGGGACCGGUUGUACACUAUGUCUUUACCGAAUGCCAGUAGACCACCGAACCUGGAACCUGGGGAGCUGCAGACGGAGUUCCACGUGACUAGUUUUAAUGUGAAGUUAGAGAUUGCACCGAACACAGUGACUGGAGACAUAAAAGCUGGGGAAUAUGGCGGAGUCUUGAAUCUGCGACGUGCUUUGAAUAGAUUCUUUGAAUCGAACAAGCACGGCAUAGUUUGCUCGAAAAACUACUGCGUAGGUGUUUGGAAAGCCGCAGACGAUAAGUCUUGCUGUCUGUGGGAACCUCACUUCGUCGGUCCGGCGGGAAAGACUUCACCCAUGGGUGCUGCCGCUUUGGUCGUGUUCAGCGAUUUGGGAGAAUUGGCUGAUACUAUAAGGAGAAAUGUGGAGGGGACUGGAAGAGCUGGGCCUAACAAGUUCUCCAUCAGCGCUGUCAAGGUAGCCUGGGAGAUAUCCAAAUUGCCGACUGCCGUCACACCCCAAGGCAGUGUCCCCGACGAAGGGUAUGAGUGGAAGGUGCUCACCGCCUACGUGGAGACGGCUAAAGGAAGAACUAUAUUGAGGGGGACAAGGCCGCCGGAUAUUGUGAAGUUCACACGGGACGCUCUGCUCCAAUCAUCAUGUGGUGCGAUAGUAGCCGCUUGCAUGUCUCACAUACGACGCCCGCAUCUGUGGACCAGGAAGACUGUGGAUGAGGUUAUGUCAGUCGCUUGCCAGCUAUUCUCUGCGUCCCUGUCUGCAUUAGGAUAUGAGUUUAGACCUGGGGAAGAUGUGCUGCUACCAUUGCAGGUGUUGAAACGUUUUGUAUUGGGUGUGAACUAUGUGCGUUACGACUUGGAAUCUGUGUACUCUGGAAAGUUGGAGCAGAGGGAGCCUUCAGAGAUGACUGUCAGGGCUGCGUUGGAGAGGUUUUUCGAGAGUCACACGCAUGGAAUCCUGUGGUCGGUGCCCCAUGCGGUCGCAGUUUGGAGAGUAGCUGGCUCACCAGCUUAUUAUAUGAUGGAACCGCACGCCUGCGGACCCACGGGUCUCAGGGUCGAUGCUCAGGACGAUGGAGCAGCCUGCGUGUUGACGUUCACUUCACCAAAACUAAUGGCAUUCGCGUACUUACAAAACAUACCGGCUACCGAACGACUAAAGCAUGACUUCCAACUAUACGCGAUGGCAAUAGUGGUACAACCUAUUAAAAAGCUGGGCGGUGUUGAACCUCCAUUGGUGCGAGCGCCGCCGGGGGCGAAGCUUGUGCCAGCCACUAGCAAGGUUGGCAUCGACGGUAGCAAACGUAGAGCUAACGAAAAGGACCGCAAGCAUCCGCCAGGGAGCGCCACCUGUAUCGAUGCUCAACGAGCCACGGACGAUAGAGACAAGGAGCAGAACAAACUGAAAGGUCAACGCAACACCAGCGGCUGGUUAGUGCUAAACGAUGGCACUCAGUUCCUCUCGGCUCAACACUCGAUGGCGUGUCGUAAGUUCCCGUACGCUUCGAGAGGAAAUCAGGCAAUAGCUUGCUCCAUAAUGGCCGUAGCCAUGUCUCGUGUUGAAGACGUGUGCCGCUGGUGUUCCACCACCCUGGACCAGAUCCUGGAGAGCGGAGACCAACUCUACCAGGACAGCUACCUCCACUACAAACCAACAUGCAAAAUCUUGACCAUACAACAGAUACUACGCAAAUUCUACACUCCUGGUAACUGCGUAUGCCGAGUGGUUGUGUACAAGGCUAGGCAGCAGGGGAUCGUGGAUUCAGAUCUUCUUGCGCAGUUGACAGAAUUCUUCAGAGAAGAGAAGAUGGGAGUGUUUGUGGCUGGGAAGGGUGAUUUCGCUGUCGCCUUGUUCAGGACUCCUAGAGGGUUCUAUAUGUUCGAUCCGGCAGACAGGGACAGGUAUGGAAGAGCAGUCGCACCCCCUUGCAUUGGAAGAGCUAGGGCUUGCUUUUCCCAAUAUCCUAAUGUCCAAACCUUGGCUGAGAAGUUAGGACCCAACAUACCUCCUGUAGUGAGGGAGAAACAAGAUGGUGAUGAUGAUGUCAGCCAGAAAGGAACAGAAGCAGAGAGCAACAAAGAAGAUAAGAAGCCUGAAGAAUCUGAAAAGGAGGUACACUUCGAAGAACCAGCGGGCUUUGCUAUUUACGGUAUGGAUGUCACCAGCUUGCGAAGACUGAAUCAACAUGAGCGAUAAAAUUCAACUUGCUAUAAAUUUUAAUAGACAAUGUAAAGCCAAUACUGAAAAUAUGUGUAUUUAGAUACUUCUUAAUAUGCUUGCAUUGCAAUUAGACCAAGAAUUAAAUACAAUAAUAUGAUAUUUAAAAUAGACACAAAUAAUGCAUAUUUCAGGCGUAAUUGUGUAACUAUAAACUUUUGCAAAGCUUUUGAGUAGGUAGUAAGGUUGUUGGACCAUGGAAGGCCACUCUAACGAAUAAACAGUUUUUUAUAGUUCAUUUACUGGAUAAAUGAAAGAAACAAAUUAUUAAUUAACACUUUGUUUUGGCGGGUAAACAUAUAAAUUACUUUGUAAAUGUAAUCAACUUUUAAUAAUCGCUUCCAAACGGCUUUACUAGAAACAGGUGUCUAAACAAGGACAAUAUUAUAAAUCAGUUGUUCAAUUUAAAACUAGAAUAGUAAUUAUCGAAAUAUCCGCUUUUGUUUAUCCGCCGCACUAAAACUAAACUAACUAAAAAUAAGGCAAUUAUAGGUUAUUUACAUAACAAAUUUACCUUUAGCUGUGCACGCGAUUUACAAUUUACCAUCGACGGUCAAAGUAUACGAAGCGAUGGAUCGCAAUCAUAAAAUAGCAACGCGAGGGACUCGCCGCUGCGUCUGUGUUCAUGAGUUUGAUGGAGCUUAGUGUAAGUGGGAGGAAUUUAUCAUCAUAUAUGACAAGAACUUUUUUUUU
Messenger RNA from Chilo suppressalis (striped riceborer), 7401 nucleotides. The record is from the annotation of a GenBank genome assembly. Lineage: Eukaryota; Metazoa; Arthropoda; Insecta; Lepidoptera; Crambidae.